This is a messenger RNA of Lathyrus oleraceus (garden pea), 1123 nucleotides long. RefSeq names its product aquaporin SIP1-2. Lineage: Eukaryota; Viridiplantae; Streptophyta; Magnoliopsida; Fabales; Fabaceae. Gene Ontology annotation, molecular function: water channel activity. The coding region runs from base 173 to 910 and encodes 245 amino acids. The transcript is spliced from 3 exons. The record is from RefSeq and is a predicted model, not a curated record. Gene Ontology annotation, biological process: transmembrane transport. Gene Ontology annotation, cellular component: membrane.
UCGUAAGUCGUAACCCACACCAGAUUCCACACAUCUGAUUAGGUGAAUCAUUCUCUUUCUCUUUCUCUUUCUCUUCUUCAUACAUUCAACACCCAAACACCUCUCUCUCUCUCUCUCCGCAUAUAACUCCUCCUGCUAUCAUCCACAUAGACACAACAACCACCCUGUGAAGAUGGUAGGAGCUAUUAAGGCUGCACUCGGAGACGCAGUAUUGACUUUCAUGUGGGUUUUUUCUUCUUCCAUGUUGGGUAUAGUUUCAAAGGCAAUAACGCAAGCACUUGGUCUUCAAGAUGUUUCGUACAAUGGUUUCCCUUACCCUUCUUUGAUUAUCAUCACUACCCUUGUGUUUCUUCUCGUUUUUCUUUUCACCUUAAUUGGUAGUGCAAUGGGUGGUGCUAGCUUUAACCCUACUGGUACUGCUGCUUUUUAUUCCGUUGGUUUGGGUUCUGAUACGCUUUUUUCCAUGGCUCUUCGUUUCCCUGCCCAGGCUCUUGGUGCUGCGGGUGGUGCAAUGGCAAUUGCAGAGUUGAUUAAUCCGAAAUAUAAACACAUGAUUGGGGGUCCUUCUUUGAAAGUGGACUUGCAUACUGGGGCUGUUGCUGAGUUGGUUUUAACAUUUGUGAUUACUUUUCUGGUCCUAUGCAUUUUCAUCAAGGGGCCUCGUAAUGAUUUAUUGAAGAUUUGGUUGCUGGCCAUGUCAACCGUCACUUUGGUCAUGGUUGGCUCUGCUUACACUGGUCCGUCCAUGAACCCUGCCAAUGCCUUUGGUUGGGCAUACUUAAACAACCGGCACAACACAUGGGACCAAUUCUAUGUCUACUGGAUUUGCCCCUUCACUGGCGCAAUAUUGGCUGCUUGGCUGUUCCGGGCUAUCUUCCCUCCACCAGAAGUAAAACAGAAGAAAGCAUGAUAGCUUUGUUUCUUAUAUCAGUUUGUUAAAUGUCAUGCAUCAUGUUUCAGCUCAUAAUGGAACAUGUUUCAUUAAGUAUGAUAUCAAAUUUGAAAUUGUUAGUGCUAAAUUAUUGGAGUUAUUGAUAAAUGGAUAACUCAUAGAUUCAGUUUCUAAUUGGAAAAGUUCAAUAAAGAUAUAAGCAGUAUCUAGGCUGGGUAUUGAUUUGAAUCA